AUGCCGACCACGCGCGAGUCGCCGGCCUUGCGCGCCCUGAGCGUCGCGGGCAUCGUCCGCAGCAUCGCGUCGUUCCAAGACGGUAUCCUCGAAGACCUCCGUCCGUUCCUCGGCUUUGACUACAAGGCGUGGGUCAACACACCGUUCGACAAGCGCCUCCAGGUGCAGCUCGAGCCCUUCCAUGCACUCCUUCUGCCGUGGCUCGCCGACCAUUCGAUCGACCGGCUCGCACAGCUCUUUGAAGCCUUGCCCGACGUCGCGCCGCUUGUGACCGAGACCGCCAUCUACUACGGCCACGACGACCUCGUCGCCCACCUCUCAGCGCACUGGCGGCACAAGGCGACGUCGCUCCGGUCCAUGGACUUGGCGGCGUGGCGGGGCACUUUCCGAUCCUAA
Messenger RNA from Saprolegnia parasitica CBS 223.65, 396 nucleotides. RefSeq lists its product as hypothetical. The transcript has a single exon. Bases 1 to 396 code for a protein of 131 amino acids. The record is from RefSeq and is a predicted model, not a curated record. NCBI's taxonomy places the organism in Eukaryota, Oomycota, Saprolegniomycetes, Saprolegniales, Saprolegniaceae.